AUGAUGUCCUCGAACAUACUCUCGCGAUUCUUACCCCCAACGGACUCUCAGUCUGUCUACGAAGCCAUCCGGCAGAACGAUGCGGACUCCGAAACCUCCGAUACCGAAGAACGUGCGAAUCUAAUACCCGGAAAUGGCAUACAGGAAGGGUUCAGUGAUCGCGAGCUGGAUGAUGCGGCCGAUACUGGGACCAACGAGUUGUCAAGCUACCGGGAGGGCCCAACAGGUCGUCGUCGUAAAACGUCAAGAGCACGAUGGAUGACUCGAGAGUCACUGGCAGGUUAUGAGCUGGAUGACCGAGAUGGGGAUGUGCCACUGUCGCUUUUGGUGGAAGGGAAUGACGAUGAAGAACUCAAGGCCCGCUUGCCUCCUCCACCGCAUAGCAUGCCCGGUCGAUCAUUCACCUCCAGCCCUCCACACACGCCCGAGGUUACUCAACGCCCUGGCGAAGGAGGGUUCCCUCGCCAGACGACGGAAACUAUCGCCGAUAACCAACACAUCCUGGGACGCUGGCUCCCCUUCCAACAACACACUAUCCUCACUAACACCGACCCCAAGAAGAAAGCGAUGUGGCGUUGGGCGAACGUUCAGGACCUGGACAAUUUUCUCCGGGACGUUUACAUCUAUUUCUUGGGAAAUGGCUUCUGGUCCAUCUUGCUCAGCCGACUGUUGAACCUAUUCACGUUCGCCUUUAUCGUGGGGUUCUCCACGUUCCUCACCAACUGCAUUGAUUAUAGCCAAGUCCCCGGCAGCAAGACUUUGAAUGAGAUUCUCAUCCCCCAGUGCACGUCUAAAAUGUCCGGAGGAUCCACUUUUUUGCUCUGGUUACUCAGCUUCUUCUGGAUUGGAAAGCUCCUCCAGUAUCUGCUCGACAUUCGUAGACUCUCCCAGAUGCACGACUUCUAUUUCUACUUACUCGGAGUCGCCGAUGCUGAAGUUCAGACGAUCUCGUGGCAGGAAGUUGUCAGUCGUUUGAUGACGCUCCGUGAUGACAACCCGGCUACCGCAGCCGCGAUCUCUACUAGGCACCGGAAGUUCAUGGGCAGCCAGUCCAAGCAACGAAUGGAUGCUCACGAUAUCGCCAAUCGGUUGAUGCGGAGAGAGAAUUACAUGAUCGCCUUGGUCAAUAAGGACAUUCUGGACUUGACUUUGCCGAUCCCUUUCCUUCAAAACCGGCAGCUGUUCUCACGUACCCUCGAAUGGAAUUUGAACCUCUGCAUCAUGGAUUACGUCUUCAACGAACAAGGACAGCUGCGUUCCUUGUUUCUCAAGUCAAACAACCGACGAGCUCUGAGUGAUGGUCUUCGUCGACGUUUCAUAUUCGCUGGAGUAAUGAAUAUUUUCGUCGCCCCUUUCCUAGUGGUCUACUUCAUGAUUCAUUAUUUCUUUACCUACUUCAACGAGUUCAAAAAAAACCCGUCCCAGAUUGGGUCCCGCCAGUACACCCCGCUGGCCGAGUGGAAAUUCCGCGAGUUCAACGAACUUUGGCAUUUGUUCGAACGUCGAGCCAACAUGUCCUAUCCUUUUGCCAGUCGGUACAUUGACCAAUUCCCAAAGGACAAGACUGCUCAGGUUGGCCGCUUUGUUGCCUUUGUGUCUGGAGCUUUGGCAUCCGUCCUUGCUCUUGUCUCGGUGAUUGAUCCCGAACUAUUCUUGGGCUUUGAGAUCACGCAUGACCGUACGGUCCUGUUCUACCUAGGAGUGUUUGGUACUAUCUGGGCAUUUGCUCGCGGCUUGGCUCCAGAGGAGACCGAAGUGUUUGAUCCCGAGUAUGCUCUCCGAGAGCUGAUCGACUUCACACAUUAUUGCCCUUCAACCUGGAAUGGACGCCUCCACAGCGACGACGUACGCAAGGAAUUUGCAGUACUAUACCAGAUGAAGAUCGUCAUUUUCUUGGAGGAGAUCUUGAGCAUGAUCUUUACACCUUUUGUAUUGUGGUUUAGUCUUCCCAAGUGCAGCGAUCGGCUGAUUGAUUUCUUCCGCGAAUUCACGGUCCACGUUGAUGGGAUGGGCUACCUCUGCUCAUUUGCAGUAUUUGAUUUUAAGAAAGGUGCAAACGACAUGUCUCGAGGCCGGCGCCGCAAUUCAAUCACGGGAAAGCCAGACCCACGAUCCGACUACUUCUCUACCAAAGAUGGAAAGAUGCUUGCGUCCUACUACGGUUUCCUGGAUAAUUACGGCCACGGCAAUGGCAACCAGCCCAAUUCUCGUCGCCAUUUCCACCCUCCCCCAGGCCUGCCCACCCUACAAACUAAUUCCACGGCUGAUCUGAUCGGUUACCCAGACCGAUACGACCUGCACAGUCGCCCUGGAGCAGCCGGAGCAUACGGUUUACAAUCCAUGCUCGGCGGCUCCCGUUUCCGACCCAUGAUCCCAGGCGAUCAACGCUCCCCUGGUCCAUCCAUGCUAUUAGACCCGCAUCAUCAGCCCUCCGCCUCCGGAUUUCGCGUCACACGCGGUACCAACUACCAACGUUCUCGUCUAGCACGUCCAACAAAAGAUUCCGUCGUAGACGAAGAACAGUCCCAGGAUAUCCGCGAUUCAUCUGCCGGUCAGCCCGCCACCGUCGGAGCUUCCAGCGGCGGGGUAACGGACAGCAAUCUCGGUGACUCGUGGCGCAUGAACACGACUCCGAACGUCAAUGCUAAUGCCGACGCCGAUGACGACAAUGAGAACAUCGAUGAGAUUGCUGGCGGCGCGGGUGUUCUGGGCUUGCUUCAGCAGUUCCAGAAAGCCAACACUGACGGCCGACGUACCAAUGUUGGAAUCUAG
Molecule: messenger RNA, 2772 nt
Organism: Penicillium maclennaniae
Lineage: Eukaryota; Fungi; Ascomycota; Eurotiomycetes; Eurotiales; Aspergillaceae
Gene: atgI
Product: autophagy protein ATG9
Exons: 2
Coding region: 1-2772 (923 amino acids)
Biological process (GO): protein localization to phagophore assembly site; autophagy of mitochondrion
Cellular component (GO): autophagosome; phagophore assembly site
Source: RefSeq, a predicted model, not a curated record